CUAAUAUCAAUAACAUCUGUGAUCUGCAAUUUGCUUUGCAAAAGAAAAUAGAAAUCUCAAUUUUUGUAUGUUUCAUGCGAAAACUAAGAAAAAAGAUUGCAAAUUGGUUUUUCAUUUUUAUGAAUACACAUUGCUGAUUAACAUAAAUCCAUGAAUACGUAUGUUUAAGUGAAAUUCAUUACAAAUACACAAAUCUUAUAUGGUUGAAUUGUGUUCCAAUAAUUUCCAUCGUAAACCACAAUUUUUACGAAGUUUGUGAAGACUCCCAUUAUUUAACAGGAAAAUAUGAAGCAGAGGUUAUGUGGCUAAGCAUAGAAUACCAAUGUUUUCAAGUUUUUUAAUUGGAAACUGUAUUUGUCCCUGGAAUAAAUGUAUAAUUGCAUUUAUGCAGAACUUGGAUCUUUUGCGAAUAAGUAAAUGCAAGCAUGAUAUUAUAUUGUGCAAGAUCAGAAGAAGAGUAAGCUUUACAGAAGAAUCUCUAGUGUUAAAAUACCUGUGAUGUUUAGUAUGAUAGCCAAGGACUAGGCCUUAUAUGCCGGAUGAAACUUAAAAGACAGAUUAGAAGAUCUUAGGAGACCAAAGUACAGUGGAAAAACUUGUCUAAGCCACAAUACUCCCAGGGCUGUGCCAAAAAGAAUAAUGGAAAAUAUGGAUCAUGAAAACUAUCAAGCAAAAUAUAAAUUAACUCCCAACUUGGUUAAUCUAUUGGAAAUAAAUCUAGAAAUACUUGGAAAUGUAGACAACCCUAAUACCAAUCUAGAGGCAAAUUCACCAAGAUCCAAAUCAACUAGUAACCUUUAUAAUCAAACGAAUUAUGCAGUAAAAAUAUUCGGUAAUACACAAGAUUCGAAUCAAGAUUUAUAUUCGAAAAAAUCUGAUUUGAGCAGAUCAAUGAAUAACUUUAAUACAGAAAAUGAUAAUAGUAUAGAAAAUGAUAAUAAGACGGAAAAUGAUAAUAGUACAGAAAAUGAUAAUAGUACAGAAAAUGAUAAUAAGACAGAAAAUGAUAAUAGUACAGAAAAUGAUAAUAGUACAGAAAAUGAUAAUAAUACAAUUACACAUGAAAAUGUUAUGGUUAAAGAAGAAAGAGAUAGUACUGUAAUCAAAAUUGAACCUUAUAUAGAAAAAAUUGAAAACCUUGAAACUUUGCAUAGUAAAGAGACUGAUGAAAUGAACUCUUUGCAAGAUAAUGAUAUGGUUUCCAUGGCAAAUGAAAGCCAAAGCUCUUUGCAAAGUAUUGAAAAAGAUAAUGUUGGAAAUAAUGCUGAAAAAGUUGUUGUUGUGGAAAAUACAUGUGAUGUCAAACUGGAUAUCAAAGAAGAGUUAUUAGACCAGGUUACUGCUCGAAUAGCUCAUUCACUUCAGGAAAUAAUGAAACAGAAUUACAGUAGGUUCAAGAAGGUAAUGAAGAAUGAACCAGCCGACGAUACCACAGGUGCUGAUGAUUUACUGAUCCCAAACAAAGUUGUAACCUACCGGGAGCGCAGUCCUGUUGAAGAGAAUGCAGAUGAAUUUGGACCUCCAUCAUCCAAGAAAUCUAGACCAAGGCGUAACCGUUCCCUGUCUACUAACAACAUGGUGGAAAUAGCACAGACAAGCAAAACCAAAGACAAAAGGAAAACCAAAACAACCAAAGACAAACAAACUAAAAAAGCUACAAAACAAAAAAGUAUCCCAAACGAUUCAAUUAGAUUGAAUGAUAUAAAAAGUGGAGAAAAUAACAUAGAAAAAGUAUUAGAACCUGAGUUAUCUUGUAAUGUGUGCACUUAUAGAACUUGGAAUAAAACGUAUAUGGAUCUACACACACUUACACACAAAGACAAUGAAGAAAAAGGUAUUUUCUCGUGUAAAAUAUGCGACUUGGUCACUCAAGAUAAACCAAGUUUCACUGAACAUCUCACACAACAUAACGGAAAAAGACCUUUUAGAUGCUAUCUGUGCAAUUUCAAGUGUGUAGCACCGAGUAUAUUAAUUAAACACUCAAAAAUUAACCAUCCAGACAUAACCAGACCUUUCUCCUGUAAUGUUUGCGAGUACAAAUCAGCACACAACAGUGAUAUUAUUCGGCACACGAGGACUCACACUGGUGAAAAGCCUUUCCAGUGUAACCAGUGUUCAUACAGGUGCACGGAUAUAAGCUCGCUAGGAUUCCACACGAGAACUCACACGGGUGAGAAACCUUACUCGUGUAAACUGUGCGAGUACAGAAGUAGGUGUAACAGCGCUUUAAUAAGCCACAUGAGACGACACACAGGUGAAAGACCUUACACGUGUAAAGCAUGCGACUUCAAAUUCGCAAACAACAGCGAUUUAAUACGACACAUGAAACUCAACCCAGGCGAGAGCUUCACGUGUAAAAUAUGCGAGUUCAACUGUACAGCCAAGUGCGCUUUAAUAAAACAUUUACGCACACACAGAGACGUGGAUAAAUACAAUUGUGUUUUAUGCAGUUACGAAUGCACGAGAAAUUGUUACUUACUAAAACACAUGAGAAGUCACAACGGUAAAAACGCGUACUCGUGUAAAGAUUGCGAGUUUCAAUGUGAUACUUAUGUUAAGUACUCAAGACAUAUGAGAAGGCACUUGGGUGAGAAAAUUUUUACAUGUGAAGUUUGCUCAUACACGUGUAAAGGAAGACAGGUUCUAGCCAGACACGUGAAGAUUCACAGUGAUGAAGAGCAUUAUUCUUGUUCGAGCUGCGACUUCAAGAGCUGGCGUAAGUGUGACCUGGCGGCGCACGUGAGGACCCACAUGGGGCAGAAGCCUUACUCGUGUGCACACUGCGUUUACACGUGCAGGGAUGGGAGGACUCUGCAGAAACACGUGCAAAAGAAACAUGUCGGCAAAAGUGAAAUGGAGUUCAUCAUCUAAAUGGCUUUCACUGUGAUUUUAGAGAAUGAGAAAUAUUCUUGGCUUGAGAAAAUUAGAUUCGGUUUUAGUGCAUAACCCCUCGCGAAUACUCGGCUUCGGAUCGGACGCAGUGGGCAAGCGUUAAUACAAUACUGGGGUUCCUUAUAAGGCUCUUCAUGUUAUGAAUUCGAUUUGAACCCAACAAAAUUCUGAUAACAAACUUUUCCUGUAAUCGCUUUUAAAAUUUUUAUGGUAAAAUUGCAGUGUAUCUAAAUAAGGUUCUCAUGGAAAUUUCAGUAUAAAUUAAAUUUCAGUAUAAAUUAUCCAUAUCGGCCCAUAAAAUUAAUAGGUAAUAGUCUUGUAGAAAUAUGGCCUGUAGUGGACUUUGGCCUAAACCCUUCUCAUUCUAAGAGACCCGUACUCAGUAGUGGGCCGGCGACGGGUUCUGAUGAUAUAUUUCUCGCUGCAAUGUAAUCAAUUCAGUAGAAAUAAUUGUAGAUGAAAUUUGAAACAAUAUUGUAUUGCGUGAAUCUAAAUAAAUCUGUUAAGAAUUAUGUAUUUGCUGUUAAAAUCGUACAGUUGGUGUUUGAAAGAAAGAACUUAGGCAUUGGACCUGCGCAGUGGGUGAUUUAUCGAUCCAUUUUGAUAUACGAAGUGAGUCCAGGCGCUGAGUGUCUAUCCCGCCGCGCGAUUGCUUCGCCAGUGAACUUUUCGUUGUAGGAAAAUUCAGUACCCAUAUGCAGACACAUCUUUUCCAAUUUCAUCGUGCUAACGCCAACGGCCGAGAAUAAUCGCGACAGGUCGACAUGGCAAUCGGGGUGGGUUAUCCCGCAUCCCUCCACGACUCACCUCGUAUCCCGCUUGCCAUGUCGAUCUGUCGCGAACUAUAUCUGUUAUCUGUCAAGUUUCUUAGCAUUGUUGUUAUGUGCAUACAUUUUGAGAUCUCACUUGCUAUCUUAGGUCUAUGGGCAUAGUUGUAGAACAAAGGCUGCCAGUAAUUAGAAGUUCCUCAAUUUUGAGAUUAUAAUUAAUUAAUUGUGAAUAACAAUGUUGCUAAGUAACUUAUCUACAUACAACAGGUACUUAGAUUGAAUAUUUUUUUGUCUAUGUAAAUAAGAAAGGUUACGCACUCAUCCGAU
This is a messenger RNA of Maniola jurtina (meadow brown), 3989 nucleotides long. Its product is annotated as zinc finger protein 260-like. Lineage: Eukaryota; Metazoa; Arthropoda; Insecta; Lepidoptera; Nymphalidae. Gene Ontology annotation, molecular function: RNA polymerase II cis-regulatory region sequence-specific DNA binding; DNA-binding transcription factor activity. Gene Ontology annotation, biological process: regulation of transcription by RNA polymerase II. The record is from RefSeq and is a predicted model, not a curated record. The transcript is spliced from 5 exons. The coding region runs from base 640 to 2871 and encodes 743 amino acids.